UCCUGGGUACGGGCCUGCUGAUACUUAUUAUACUAUUACUUCAGACUAAAACAAGAUUUGAAAAAGAAAUUCACCAGCUCUCUUUUCUAUUGUAGUGUUUUUCACUGAUUCGACAAGGCUUCAAAAGCGCGUUUAGAAGGCGAGUAUAAGAUUCACCACUCAUGUCUGAUUAAUGAAUCGUUUGUACAGGCCUAUUCCCACAUUUUGUUUUUACAACGGUUAACCGAAUCGCUCUAUAAAAUACAUUUUACUGUGCCAUUUUGUUCCAAAAAUUAUAGCAUAUUAUUUCCUAUUUUGUUUUUUUCUCAAUAAUGAAGAUUGCCAAUUUAUAAGUUUUAGCAUAAUUGAAGUAAGAUGGGAAAUUGCUAAGGGAAAAAAAAGUCAGUUUAACUAAGAAUAACGAAACUUUAAUUCAAAAAGGUAUUAUCAUUUUCAGCUGCUUUUAUGCAAGUGAUUAACUACAACCGCGAAAAAGUAAAAGCAAAAGCUACGAAAAGAACUUCGCGACUCGUAUCUAAAAAAGCACGACCCGUCUCACUUCAGCAUUAAACAGCGGAGACGAACUUGGGUAGGCGUGCAAGCCGAAAGCGUUGUUGCCUGACUGAACCCAAGAGGUUCUGCAUGUAACGUGCAGAUGUGAAAUUCUGCGGUGCUUGACAGUUUCUACUCUCCUCGACAGAGAUACAAAAACAAAGGUGAUGGCCAACGCAUCAAACACGAAUCACUCCCGCAUCUACAAGCACAGCCCAUUGCCAGUCCCUACAAAAGCUACAUUCGCGGCUGUCUUCUUCCUCUGUGGAGCAAUAGGAUUUAUAGGCAAUACGUUAGUGUUAGUUUUCGAGAGGAAAAAACGCAAAGCUGCAGACACACCUUCAAAGCGAAGGGCCUUCGAGCGAUCGCUUACUCUGUACUUAUUGAAGAGCUUGGCGCUUACGGAUCUUUUGUGUUCGCUUAUGGGCCCUCCUCUAUAUUUAAAUAUGUUGUACGAAAACCACACAGAAAAUUGGCACUGCGUUGUUAAUAGUAUCCUUAUAUUUUGUUUUCCUAUUAUAACGAUCUUGAAUCUUGUUGUCAUAAGUCUUGAUCGCUACAUGGCGGUUUUCCACCCGUUUCGAACAUUCACGCGCGCCUUCGCAAAAAAGCUUGUGAUGGCUGCGUGGAUCGUGGGUGCAAUUCUAGCGGUCGUACUAGCCCUUCCGGUCAAAAACAUGUACACAGAGCUAGACGAGAGUGUGUAUACGUUCUUAUGUAUAGGGAGCAGCAAGGAAGUGUGGGAAAAAGUAGUUAUUGGUGUCAUUACCAUACUAGUUUACUUGGUGCCAAACGCCAUUAUGUUUUACGCGGCUGUGACCGUAUCUAGGUUUCUACGCAAGAGAAGCCGUGAGAUUCAAGACUCCGCAAAUAUCCAUUCAAAUAAUUCUCAGGGCCGGCGUUUUAAGCAUACCAAAAUGUUCAUUAAUGUCAUUUUUGCAUUUUGUAUACCAUACUCAUUUUUUUUCGUCUAUAACUUGGUAAAACGCUUUGCAGGGUUAGAAUUAAGUUAUGAGCUCGAUUUUACGAUAAGGAUGUCAGGUGGUGUACUAGCGACAUCCAAUAGUUGUAUUAAUCCAAUGAUUUACCUCUUUUUUUAUAAAGAUUUCAGAAGAGAGCUUAGGAAUAUAAUAUGCCCUCGGCAGGUCGUGUAUGAUGUAAGUAGACAAAGGCAAGACCUUUACAUGGCGGGCAGAUCAGAAGGGCGCAAUAGAGCCGGUCCGAAUUUGCCAAAUAUACCCGAACAAAAGAACACUAUUGAGACAAGGCUCUGAGUAUGCAUGAGGCUUAAGCUUUCCAGAAACACAAUAGGGUAGAUACAACCUUAUUGUGUAUAAUGUUAUUCUCAUAAAUAAAAUACG
Messenger RNA from Nematostella vectensis (starlet sea anemone), 1892 nucleotides. RefSeq names its product neuromedin-U receptor 2-like. Gene Ontology annotation, molecular function: G protein-coupled receptor activity. NCBI's taxonomy places the organism in Eukaryota, Metazoa, Cnidaria, Anthozoa, Actiniaria, Edwardsiidae. Gene Ontology annotation, biological process: G protein-coupled receptor signaling pathway. The transcript is spliced from 3 exons. Bases 699 to 1805 code for a protein of 368 amino acids. The record is from RefSeq and is a predicted model, not a curated record. Gene Ontology annotation, cellular component: membrane.